This is a messenger RNA of Uranotaenia lowii, 1544 nucleotides long. Its product is annotated as coenzyme Q-binding protein COQ10, mitochondrial. Gene Ontology annotation, molecular function: ubiquinone binding. The transcript has 3 exons. Gene Ontology annotation, cellular component: mitochondrion. The record is from RefSeq and is a predicted model, not a curated record. Gene Ontology annotation, biological process: cellular respiration; ubiquinone biosynthetic process. Lineage: Eukaryota; Metazoa; Arthropoda; Insecta; Diptera; Culicidae. Bases 187 to 801 code for a protein of 204 amino acids.
UUCCAAUCAGAAAAAAAUCAACUCGCAUUCUCUGCCAAAAUAUGUGCUUUGUUUGACAACCCCCAAGAAAUGGGUGGGUGGCCUCGUUCGCAGUUAGGUUCCCCGUCUAUAAUGCAAAUUGUUCAAUUCUUGCAAGAGUUCUAGGUGAUUAUAGAGCUAUUUAAACUAAAAAUCGCAGCAAACAGAAUGCCAUUAAAGGUGACCAACAGCUUACGAACAAUCGGCCUGGCUCGGUCCCUCUGGCAGCUACAAAACCAUCGCUCAUUCUAUACCAGCGAUCGGCUAGAUUUCGACUUCACACCGAUAACGAAAGCCAGACGGGAAUUUUCACAGAAAAAACUAGCAGGGUAUUCCAUGGACCAGCUGUAUAGCGUUGUUGCUGACGUCGAAAAUUACUACACCUUCGUGCCAUUCUGCAAAAAAUCAUUCGUUUACGCCAAAAAGCCUGGCUCGCUCAAGGCCGACCUCAUUAUAGGUUUUCCACCGCUCAAUGAAAGCUACACCUCAAACGUGACCCUGGUGAGACCAUCGCUGAUCAGGGCCGAAUGUCGCGAUGGACGUUUGUUCAACUACCUGCUGAACGAAUGGAAGUUCAGUCCCGGCUUAAAAGACAUCCCCAUGUCUUGUGUGAUCGAUUUCAUGGUGGCAUUCGAGUUCAAAUCUUUGCUACAUUCACAACUGUCAAACCUUUUUUUCGACCAGAUUGUUCUACAGAUGGAGUACGCGUUUAUACAGGAAGCGGGAAAACGUUUCGGACCGCCAUCGAUUAGAAGUCACGUGCUCAUGGUUAAUAAAUCCUGACAGCGGUCCUGUUGAGGGUCGUUCCGGGAGGGGUGGGAAAAAAGGUAAAGAAGAACUACUAUAGAAUUAUUCUAUACGACGUUACGCAGAAAUCAAUCUUUCCGUGUCAAAGGAAAUGGAAACUGUCGGCCGACGGUUAACAACAUGCUUCCAAGCCAUCACCUUCAAUGCUGAAGUUAAUAUUAAUUUAUUUGGUUAGCCAGUCAUCAAACGAAGAGAGAAUAACCAGAGAGGGAGGCCAGACCGUUUUCGAUUGAAUAGUUAACAUCAGGCGUCGAAGGCAAGAAACGGAAAGUGUUUUAUUCAAGGUUUAUAUCAGUUUAGCUAGCAUGAACACUAGAGCACAUUGAAAAGGAAAAAGUUAUUGUUAUGUUUCGACCCGUUUUAAAUCGGUUAUUUUUAUAAUUGUUAGGUAUUUGAGUCAGUUCCAUUUGGAACAAGUGCGCCACAUGGCUACUGAAUUGUAAAGAGAUCAGUUAGAGGAUAUUCGUGUUUUGUUACAUAGGACUUUUCCAAAUAGAACGACUGUAAUGGUUCCAUCACUGUUGGAUAGGAUGUCAUAAAAUUGGGAACUAUACACAGUUGUUCUAUACAUGCCCAGCAGAGACCGCCCCGUUAAGUUUCAUUUGCCUUUUAACGUCUAUUCAAUCGAACGAAUCGUUAACGUGUAGCUGAAAAUUGUGUAAUGAAAUACAGAGAAUGGAACCGAAAAAGGAAAACUAAUACAUGAUAACCAAGUGGAA